This is a messenger RNA of Mercenaria mercenaria, 2261 nucleotides long. Its product is annotated as cysteine-rich venom protein ENH2-like. Gene Ontology annotation, cellular component: extracellular region. Lineage: Eukaryota; Metazoa; Mollusca; Bivalvia; Venerida; Veneridae. The coding region runs from base 453 to 1496 and encodes 347 amino acids. The record is from RefSeq and is a predicted model, not a curated record. The transcript is spliced from 11 exons.
UAUUUAGUCAUUUCACAAAACCUGUACAAAAUAACAUAUACAGACGAGAGUUGUGAUAAAGUAAUACAAGGAAUAGCGAGAUUAAGAGAGUGUUUACAUCUAAUACAGAAGCUUUAAUGAUGUGUUCAAACAAAAUAAUAGUGUUUAUUCAUUGAAAAAUUUGUUUUAAGUCUGAUUGAUAAUAUGCUACACUACCUACUUCUUAGCCAAAAGUAGUCUUGGAUACAUUCAAUGUUUAGCUGAGUUUUAACAGAAAACAAUACUUGUUCAAUACGCUUAAAAUCGUUAUUCUGAUACCUUACGUUUUGCUUCGUCAUCUCAACGACAGAAGUGGUGGCUGUGUCUGCUCUAGAUGUAGGACAAGAAAAAUAUACAUACGAAAUAAAAACUUACGUGAAGGAAAAUACAUUUUUACAUGAUCCGAUCCAGUUAGUACUUGAAACAAUUGUAAAAUGGUUGAGCGUUUGUCAUUGGGCGUGGUAUACUACGGACUUGUAGCUCUGUUGACACUUCAUAUAGGAGAAACUUUUCAAGCAAGAACUAUCGAUGACAAUUCUUACACAAACCAUUUUAGGCGGAAAAGACAGGUUAACUGUGAAGAAAAAUACAGAGUUAUCACAUCCAGACAUACUGCUUGCUUGCCGCCGUCAAGUAAAUUUAUUGCUAGAAAUGCAGGUGUAACGGAAAAAGAGAAGAAAGUAAUCGUAGAUAUACAUAAUACAGUGCGACGGGAAGUUUCGCCACCAGCAAGAAAUAUGAUGUUAAUGUCCUGGGAUGAGGAAAUAGCGAAUACAGCACAGAGAUGGGCGGAAAACUGCAACAUAAAUCAUGACAGCAACUACAAAAGAUAUGCUUUUGGUCGAUUCUCAGUUGGUCAAAACUUGGCCUGGGGCUCUUGGUCUAUGGGCUGGACUGACUCAAUAAAACUUUGGGCUGAUGAGAAAAAAGACUAUAGUUACAGUAUGAACGGAAGCCCGACGAGAAAGGCAGUCGGCCAUUAUACACAAAUGGUAUGGGCAACAAGUAUAAAAGUAGGCUGCGGGUAUGCAAUAUGCGGAUCAACACAUUACUACGUAUGUAAUUAUGGCCCAGGCGGUAACAGUAAUGGUGUAAGACCCUAUUUGUCUGGUACCACCUGCCAAGAUUGUCCAAAUACCUGUAGAAAUGGUCUCUGUGAUUGUGGAAGUACUGUUUGUCUUAACGGAGGGAAGAUGAAUCCAAAUACUUGCACUUGUACAUGUACAGAGAAACUGGAUUUCUACAUACCUCCUUAUUGCGGCUUGAACUGCACAGACACAAAAGAUCCUUUUUACUGUCUACAACAGUGGGGUACACAAAGUUGUGAAAGAUUUUCAAAUGUACCUCAACAAUGUCCUAAUAUGUGCAAGUGGUGUCCAACUGCUGCUUACAAACCGAAAGAUGUCAGUGCUGCCACACGGUCUGAGGGUUCUUCUGUUGGACUGACUUUGAUUGUUAUCAUACUGUUUUUAAUAUGAAAUCUCACAAUGAGUAAAAUAUAGCCGUUAAUAUAUCAUUAUGCAACAAUUUGACAGGGUACAAUGACCUUCCAUGACGUUCUUUUGUAAACAGUUCUAAAGUCAAUUUGUAGCAAGGUUUUGAAACAGCAUUUUGAAAUAAUUAAUUCAAAUCCACACGUAUGUGAUUAGUUACUGACUUAAUUUGGAUAUUUAUGGGUUUAAAAAGUAAGUUACUAUGCAUAAGGAUUCCGAAGCCAGAGCAGUCAAAAUCUUAAACUGUAAUAUCAAGUCUAAGACAACAAUUAUAUUUAUCAUAUGUUCCUUGAUGACCCGAUGCAAUAGUACAAUUUUAUCUGCAUUCGAAACCGGAAAAAAUAAGUGCGCUAAAAAGAACUAUUCAAGAGAAAAAAAAUCCAGCCCCAAUAAAUAUGGAUUCAGCGAGAUUUUUUAUCCGCCAUCUUUAACCAGAUCACACACAUGCGUAUAAAGAAUUGUCUCUUUUAACACCAUUUAGUGCUAAUGCAUAUCAUAACCCACGUUUUGUGCCUAUAGUCGCCAAUGUUCCUAUUUCUUUUUAUCCCACUGAUCUACUCUUAUUGUAAUACUUCUGUGAAACGCUUUUGAACGUGUAGAUACAUGGAAAUGUAUUACAAUGAUAAUAAAAAUAAUAAUAAUGAUAAUAAUGAUAAUGAUAAUAAUAUUUAUUUGAAGAAUAUUAUAUGCAGUUCUGUUAUUUUUUCUGAGAUAUACAGUGUUGUAUUUUUGUAAUAAAAAUGAAAUACA